AUUGAACCAAUAGUUUCAAAAUUUUAGGUUAGCUUGAGUGGCAAAACAUCUAUCCCAAUCUAAGCUUCUUUUCAAUGAAACCAUUUUCGUAUUUUUAAAAUAAUAACCAGAAGGCUGAGUUCAAACAAUUUUUCUAAACAAUGAAAAGGAACAAUAAUGGCAUGAAAACAUCUGGAAACGCAGUUCCACAGAUCCGUUCGUUAAUAUAUAAUUUAGACUCUGAGUUAAUGGAUUUGUCGUCCAAGUAUACUGUGAGAUAUAGUUCUUUUGAACCUCCAAUGAAGUUGAAUAAGCCUUCGAUUGCUACUUGCCACGCGUACAACAAAACUGAAAUGCAACUUCGAUCUAACAUGUAUUGUUCCCAGGCCGUUGAUGCCUACAGAACUAAAAAGAUAUUUUUAGUUUAUGGAAACUACAACACCGUACGAACUGAGUUACUUAAACGUGGCUGGAAGGAAAAACUUCCUCAUAACCGUUUUGGUUUGUUGCAGCAGUUGUCAGAGGAUGCCAUAAUACAAUGCGUCAGGCCGGGCAAUGACUACGAAAAAGUUAUUUUAUCGAAAAUUAUGCAUCACUUUCCAGCGUUUUUUAUUUGGCAGCCUAAGGGUAUGAUUGAUAAUUGUAAGGAUGUUCUUCCACAUAGAAAUCGAGUACGUCGUGAGGCCAAGUUAGAUUUCUCGACAAAAAUUGGUCUAAUUGGUUGCACUGAGCACGAGAUAUGGUUUCAAACUGACGGAACACGUAUGAGAUAUCCGCGAUUUUAUAGAAUAGGUGGCACUGCAGAGGAACGACAAGCAUUUAUUGAUGAUUUCCGGCAAACACAGUGUCGCUCCUUUAUACAAUAUUUAUCAAUGAAUUUGCACAGCCCAGAUUUGAACAUCGAUGCAGAGAAUGGGACAGUGCCUGCCUAUAUAGUAACAUUUGCUGUAGACUGCUUGAAAAAGUAUGUUGAGGAUAUGCAAUAUUUACGCCUUGAUGAAACAUUCAGCACUAACACAGAAACCGAUAUAGCUGAGUGGCGGAAUUUCGUACAGAGUUCCAAUAACGUUAUUGAAAGGAAAGCAAAAUUAAAAAUGGCUCUGAAGGAUCUUUCCGAAUGUGUACAUAGUGGUAUGGAUUACAUUUCAAGAAUAAACAAACGACACCCUGAUUUUAAAAUGGAUGGCUGUCUUAACAUUUGGAUUGUUAAGCCAGGAUAUCAAUGUAGAGGUAUUGGUAUUGUUCUUAGGAAAAAUUUGGAUGACAUUUUACAGUUCUCUAAUCGGUCCUACGUUGUUCAAAAAUAUAUUGAGCGCCCUCACCUUAUUUAUAAAACAAAGUUCGAUAUGCGCUUGUACAUGCUACAGGUUAUAACCGAAUAUAAAAUCUCGAUUUGGCUAUACAAGGAGUGCUAUCUGAAAUUUAGUUCGCAGGAGUUUAACUUGAACAAUUUGAGGGAAGUUGUGCACUUGACAAAUAAUUCUGUGCAAAGAAAAUACGAAGUUGACAUUAAUAGAGAUAAACGUAUACCAAAAUACAAUAUGUGGACUUCGGAGCAGUUUAAGAAUUACUUGAAAUGUUUGUCGACUGAUGAAAACAUUUGGGAUGAUAAGGUUUUUCCACGUAUUGCUAGAAUUUUGACAGCUGCUGUUAUGUCAAGUUUUGAUGGAACAGUAUUUGUUCCCAAUUCAUUCGAGGUUUAUGGCUGUGAUUUUAUGUUAGAUGAAGAAUUCGAACCAGUACUUCUCGAGAUCAAUGCUACUCCUGAUUUGUCACCUUCUACUGAAGUAACAGCUAAUUUAUGCCCAAAGAUGCUUAAGGAUUUAGUGAAAGUUGUAGUGGAUUUGCCAGAAAAUUCAAGCGCUCCAACAGGACUCUUCAGUUUAAUCCACAGGAGUCACUACAGAAAUUAUAUAGGUAAAAUAGAAACGUAUCCCAAAGUUUCGGGUGCAGCAAUGCCAUUACCAAGGAAAUCUACAAAAAGAAAAAUGUAAAUCUUAAUACCAUAAAAACUGUUAACAUUUUGGGUGCGGGAUAGAAGUGAAAAAAGCUAUUCAAUAAACAUCUGCACAU
Molecule: messenger RNA, 2052 nt
Organism: Teleopsis dalmanni
Lineage: Eukaryota; Metazoa; Arthropoda; Insecta; Diptera; Diopsidae
Product: tubulin glycylase 3B-like
Exons: 2
Coding region: 141-1973 (610 amino acids)
Biological process (GO): protein polyglycylation; cilium assembly; cilium movement
Cellular component (GO): cilium
Molecular function (GO): protein-glycine ligase activity, initiating
Source: RefSeq, a predicted model, not a curated record